This is a messenger RNA of Clarias gariepinus (North African catfish), 2430 nucleotides long. It is a transcript of the gene spata2l, whose product is annotated as spermatogenesis associated 2-like. Lineage: Eukaryota; Metazoa; Chordata; Actinopteri; Siluriformes; Clariidae. The transcript is spliced from 3 exons. Gene Ontology annotation, cellular component: cytoplasm. Bases 146 to 1930 code for a protein of 594 amino acids. The record is from RefSeq and is a predicted model, not a curated record.
CGGAAGUUGCGUCUAGUAGAAUCUGUUUUUCGGAUUUCACUUUAGACUCGGUUACCGAGUGAGACGCGCUGUCGGUCAAACUUUCUGUGUUUUAAUACAACUUUGCUUGAAUCCAUAAACCCGAAGGAAAGUUACCGACAUCAGUAUGAGUGCUGGCAUGAGAAAAACUGGGAUUGGUUGCUUGGAAAUUUAUCAGGCCAACCUGGAACAUCGAAUUCAACAAGGCGAGUGGGAUCUGGUGUGCCGAGAGGAAGAGCUGUGUAAGGAAGUUGAGACGCUUCUGUCAGAAUGCAGUACACAGAACGUCUACUCUCAGCUUGGGCUAGACACACUGUCUGUGAUCGAAGCCUCACUCCAAGCAUCACAACACACAUUGAGCUUCCACAGGCUUAACAGCCUUGUUAAGGCGUUCGAGGUUCUCGAGCUCGCAGCACUAAAUCUUUAUUUAUGCCCAUGGCGGAAGGAGUACAAGGUGGUGAAGAUGUUCUCAGGUAUGUUCACUCACUGUGUCAAACCUGCUCUGACAGCACAGCAAGCUCAAGAACUGUUCGCGUUACUUGGUUACCAGCCAGCAGGCAACGACGAGGAGGAGCUGAGACUAAGCACAAAACCAGUUCCUUCACAUGUCCUUCUCCAGCUGGCAUAUGCCUUUUUCACUGCUCGUAUAGAGUGCCAGCUGCUACUUACUGCUGUGGCUUCCUUGGAUGGCAGCAUGGCGUGCAUGCUCCAACUCAUUCAGGAAAGAAAGCGUGGCUACACUUUUCAAACAGCACUGGACAGCGCUAAAAGAAUGCUGGAGCCUGCUCCCUGUGAUACACCCUCAGCGCUAGAUCCGAAUCUAGAUCUGUACACUGAUAAGUAUCUGGCAGAUCAAAGUCACAUGGCUUCCCCACCGAGCCUUCCUUAUAUUCCACCCAGUGAAGAUCCUUCACCACAUAAGGUGUCCCGCAGUAACACUUUACACUCAAACAAAGAGAGGAAUGAAAAGAAGGCACAGACUAUCGCUGUCUCGUCCCUGACCUGUCAAAUCAAAUCAGUGCCAAAGAAGAUCGAUUCAGGUCUAAAGACAUGUGAAAAUGACAGACAGUUUACAACAAUGUGUAAUGCCCAGCUUAGUGCAGCAAAUGAAGGACACCAUGUGUGUAACUGUUUGUCAUAUGACCCGUGUCCUAAACAAUGCCUCCGCUGCCAAGAAAUUCAUAGUGUGAAUUGUCCAGGUUUAACGAGCUGUAUUGAGCAAGAUCAUGAGGUUGUUUUUGCACAGCAGCCCAUGAUGCCUACAGUAUUCCAGUCCAGACAGGACCAGACACAACACUGGGAAAAACCAGCAAAAGAUGGUCUAAAGCAACACAGCUGUAUAAACAAUCCCAGCAACGAUUUCUUCUCUGUGUGUCAUGAUUGUCAUUAUAUCCAUGACCUACAAUGUGAGGAAGUUGUAAGUUGUCUCUGUGCACAUCAUAAUGUGCAAAAAACAGGACAGGUGCAGCCAGCUGAAAGCAAAGUGACCACACAUACAUGUAUUACGGCAAAAGAUACAGACUAUAUAGUCUGCCAUACAUGUAACAAAUCCCACAGUAUCUUCUGUAAUGAAGCAAACGGCUGCCAAAUAUCUGAACACAAUGUGGAAUAUCUGCUUGACAGCAACAAAGCAAUUCAAACCAAGCCAAUGCCUUUUCACCAGUGCUGUACAUCCGCAGAGAAAAAGUUUGCCUGCCUAACUUGCAGAGUUUUUCAUGCCUUUUCCUGUGACGAUAAUCAGUGCCAAAGAAAACAUGAAGUGCAGGAUCUUAAGUACACAUGCUACACAUGCUCAGACUCUAGGCUCUACAUUCUAUGUAGGUAUUGCUGCGCACAACUUUGCAAAAACUGUUGGUUUAAAGACCCCCUGGACUGCAUAUGCGGCAUGCCUUUUGUGAACACCCCUGUUUAAAAGAAUAACUAACCACUUUUAUAUUUAUCUAGCUGCUUUAAAAGCACUUUAUCAGAGUUUCACUGUUACUAUGGCCAAAUUUUAGUAGCUGAAUUUACUAGACAGACAAACACUGACUUAUUGGUAUUUUAAAAAGUGUGUUGCUUCGUAGUAUAUUUGUUGGAAAAAAAAAGGUAAUAUUAUCAGACUACUGGUAUGCUUCUUAACGGCUCUGAAGCUUAAGUUUAAUACAAGACUGAACUGUGCAUUUGCUCCCUCAAUUAAGAUACAUCUUAAUGACCCUUUUUUUCUGUGUAUUCUAACUGCUCUCCUGAGCUUGAGGAAGCACACACACACCCCUCACAGUGUUGCAUCCCCCCCAAUAUCCAAUCAGUAAUUUUCAACUUAGCUGACACCUUAAAUCAGGCUUUUGUGUGGUUAUGGAUUAAAUUGUCUGGUGGUGUAAAUGUCUAAUAUUGUUGGAUUCUUCUUAUAAAUUUCUAUAAAACUUUAAUUGCACU